AUGGCUGGUUCAAUCCGCGCUCCCUCCGCAAUGCUCCUCCGCAGCCUUCGCACCGCAUUGGCAUCCACCCGUCAACUGCGAGUAGCUGGUACCCGCGCAGUAUUUGCCCCCCGCCAGAUGACAAGAUCAAUUUCCAGUUACACACAUGCACAUCAAGCGUCAGCGAUAUCCGUUCUCCCCACGGCCGUGGACACUUCCUCGGCAGAUUUCAAGGACAAUGCCGCCCGAAUGGACGAGCUGCUGGCCAAGAUGGCAGAUCUGCAUUCCACAAUUGCUAAAGGCGGCCCCCCGAAGGCAAGGGAAAAACAUAUUGCUCGCGGCAAGAUGCUCCCUCGGGAUCGGGUUACAGCAUUGAUCGACCCGGGAACCUCGUUCCUCGAGCUAUCCCCGCUUGCAGGGCACCAGGUUUACCCUGGCGAGGAUGUGCCGUCGGGUGGUAUCAUCACUGGCAUUGGGACUGUCGAAGGAGUUGCAUGUGUGAUUGUGGCAAAUGAUAGUACUGUCAAGGGAGGCACCUAUUAUCCUAUCACGGUCAAGAAACACCUGCGGGCACAGGCAAUUGCCCAGGAGAACAAGCUACCAUGCAUCUACUUGGUUGACUCCGGAGGGGCCAACCUUCCCCAUCAAGCCGACGUGUUCCCAGAUAGAGACCAUUUCGGACGAAUCUUCUUUAACCAGGCCAGAAUGAGUUCCAUGGGCAUCCCCCAGAUCUCCGUAGUCAUGGGACCAUGCACUGCUGGUGGAGCAUACGUCCCCGCCAUGAGUGAUGAAUCCAUCAUCGUCGAGAACCAAGGAACCAUCUUCCUUGCGGGCCCACCACUAGUAAAAGCCGCAACAGGAGAGGUUGUAUCCGCUGAAGACCUUGGUGGCGGACGUCUACACAGCUCCAUCUCCGGUGUCACAGAUUACCUCGCCGUCGACGACGCGCAUGCCCUCGUCCUCGCCCGCAGAUCGAUAUCAAACCUUAACUGGCCCAAAACCACCCUCUCGCUCCCAGCCACCUCAACACCCUCGGAAAUCAAAGAACCCCUCUACGAUCCCUCCGAACUCUCCGGAAUCGUCGGCACGAACCUACGCCGCCAAAUCCCCGCCCACGAAGUCAUCGCCCGCAUUGUGGACGGCAGUGAGUUUGCCGAAUUCAAGCGUGACUAUGGCAGCACGCUCGUCACGGGCUUCGCGCGCAUCUACGGCACGCAGGUUGGCAUUGUCGCCAACAAUGGCAUUCUCUUCUCCGAAUCCUCACUCAAGGGUUCCCACUUCAUCGAGCUCUGUGCCCAGCGCAAUAUCCCGUUAAUCUUCUUGCAGAAUAUUUCGGGAUUUAUGGUUGGCGCUGAUGCGGAGAAAGGUGGCAUUGCGAAGAACGGUGCUAAGCUCGUGACCGCCGUGGCGUGUGCAGACGUUCCUAAGUUCACUGUUGUGUUUGGUGCUAGCGCUGGAGCGGGCAACUAUGGAAUGUGUGGCCGCGCCUACUCACCACGCUUCCUCUUCAUGUGGCCCAACUCGAAGAUCGGAGUCAUGGGCUCUGAACAGCUCUCUUCCGUCAUGGAGGCGGUUGGUCGCACGGCUGAUCCGGCUCUGAAAGCUCGUAUUGACGCGGAGUCCGAGUCUAUUUUCUCUUCUGCACGGCUGUGGGAUGAUGGUGUGAUCCCCCCAGCGCAUACGAGAAAGGUGCUCGGGAUGAGUCUCGCGGCAGCACUGGGUGGCCGGGUUGAAGAGGUCAAGACGAAGUUUGGUGUAUUUAGGAUGUAA
This is a messenger RNA of Paracoccidioides brasiliensis Pb18, 1749 nucleotides long. RefSeq lists its product as uncharacterized. The coding region runs from base 1 to 1749 and encodes 582 amino acids. Gene Ontology annotation, molecular function: methylcrotonoyl-CoA carboxylase activity. The transcript has 2 exons. Gene Ontology annotation, cellular component: methylcrotonoyl-CoA carboxylase complex; mitochondrion. The record is from RefSeq and is a predicted model, not a curated record. Gene Ontology annotation, biological process: L-leucine catabolic process.